Molecule: messenger RNA, 1529 nt
Organism: Selaginella moellendorffii
Lineage: Eukaryota; Viridiplantae; Streptophyta; Lycopodiopsida; Selaginellales; Selaginellaceae
Product: glucan endo-1,3-beta-glucosidase 14
Exons: 3
Coding region: 336-1367 (343 amino acids)
Biological process (GO): carbohydrate metabolic process
Cellular component (GO): plasma membrane
Molecular function (GO): hydrolase activity, hydrolyzing O-glycosyl compounds
Source: RefSeq, a predicted model, not a curated record
GUAGCUCCAGUCUUCUACGUACUCCAGGUCUUUCUAAAAAGUUUUUGUGCGGUCCCCCCGCACUCAAGGUAGCCAGACCAUAUCUAGUCUUUAGAUCUAUGCCCAAGAUGAGUGAGAAUCCAUUCUAUACGGAUGCACAGGGCUGAUAUCAUAGUUUCAAGGAUGCCGGUGGAGCACUUAUUCAGUGCGUGGCAUUUCAGCCACUGGCUGUCCAAAAGAGAUUUGUGGCCGCUACCAACUUGUCCGGGUCCACCGACACGCUUUUUGACGAUGACAAGUAGACGUGUGAGUCACGAUGUUUUCGCUCGAGUUGCAAGCCUUGAUUUUUGGGGGAGAUGGCACCGUCUGUCAGUAUGGAGCUUGUGCUGGCCGCGUUUAUUCUUUGCUGCAAGAUCGCAGGAACACAAGCGAUCGGUGUCAAUUAUGGCAGAAUCGCCGACAACCUUCCAGCUCCAGACGCAGUUGCUCAGCUGGUCAAGUCCCAAAACAUUGGCAUGGUUCGGAUAUUUGAUGCCGAUCCCGCUGCCAUCCAAGCCUUCGCGCGCCAAGGCAUUCCGGUGGCUAUAACUCUUGGCAACGGGGAGAUUGCCGGGGUUGCCUCGUCUCAAGCCGCUGCCGACGGAUGGAUCGCCGGGAACGUCAUGCCGUACGGGUCCAUCGUCUCGGUCGUCAUUGUUGGGAACGAGGUGAUCAAGUACAACCCGGAACUCAACCCGCAGCUCGUCCCGGCCAUGAACAACAUCUACACGUCGCUCGUCAACAUGGGAGUGGCUUCCAGAGUCAAAGUGUCCACGGCUCACGCCAUGGACAUUCUGGAUGCUAAUGCGGCGUUCCCUCCGUCGGCUGGCAUGUUUAGGAGUGACAUCGGAGUCAGUGUCAUGCAACCGGUGCUCGACUUCUUGGCACGCACAGGCUCCUACCUCCUUCUCAACGCCUAUCCAUACUUCGCCUACAGGGAUGACAAGGGACAGAACCUUGCGCUCGACUACUCUCUGCUCCAGCCGGGAGCCGCGGGUUUCGAUGACUCCAACUCGGGCUUGCACUACUCCAACUUGUUGGACGCUCAGCUCGACACGGUCUACUCGGCCAUGCGGAAGCUCAACCACGACGACGUUGGCAUCGUGCUGAGCGAGAGCGGCUGGCCGUCUGCGGGUGACUUUGGUGCCUCGCUCGACAAUGCUGCCACUUUUAACAGGAACUUGAUCCAGCGUGUUGCUGCAAACGCUGGCACUCCUCUCAAGCCCAACACUCCCGUGCAGGCUUACAUCUUCUCUCUCUUCAACGAGAACCAGAAGCCCGGCGUGACGGAGCAGAACUUUGGGGUGUUUAGGCCGGACAUGUCCAAGGUCUACGAUAUCACUUUCUGAUUCAAGCACUAACUUCUCAGUCCGAAAUUUAUUUUGAUUCUAGAGAGCACUAGCGUUACUUUGAGCGGAUCAUUCGUGUUGUGUACUCUCGUUGCCUGUGAUUUUCUUGCGUGUGGAGAAACUGAGAAAAACAACCAAUACAAUAUGAAGCAUCACACUAAA